Coregonus clupeaformis (lake whitefish) is the source of this 2456-nucleotide messenger RNA. RefSeq names its product U4/U6 small nuclear ribonucleoprotein Prp4-like. NCBI's taxonomy places the organism in Eukaryota, Metazoa, Chordata, Actinopteri, Salmoniformes, Salmonidae. Gene Ontology annotation, molecular function: protein binding; U6 snRNA binding; U4 snRNA binding. Gene Ontology annotation, biological process: mRNA splicing, via spliceosome. Gene Ontology annotation, cellular component: U4/U6 x U5 tri-snRNP complex. The transcript has 13 exons. Bases 486 to 2006 code for a protein of 506 amino acids. The record is from RefSeq and is a predicted model, not a curated record.
UCGUACAGCAAUACAACGUGAACCGGCUACCACUUUUGUGUUUUGAUUUUGCUACCUGGUUACGGUUCUUUUGUAAUUGCUUUGUUAUUUCAAACCCGAUACUAAAAUACAGGGAAAUUAAUCACCGUAAAUGUUGAACAUUUUGUCUAUUUGGUUAUGCUUUUGGCAAACUGCUGAGUGUGUAUUUAGGUUACCUAACGUUAGCUAGUUAGGCUAUGUCAACGUGCUGUUGUGUAAAGACAGUACUUUACAAACUCCCAUGAUUUUGUCAAUGCAUCCUAGCCAGUUGAUUUACUGAUUAGGGAGUUGUCUAUUGUUGGUCAGCAAAUUGCUAGUUAGCAAGCUACACACUUUGCAUCUUUAGAUUUAGGUGGUUGGCUAUCAAGUUCUCAUUCCAUUUAUUCAUAUCUCUGUGGGGCUAUUGUCUACUCCAGGACAGUAUCAUUCAUUGUGGUGAACAGUGGGACCAGACAUAAAGACCAGAGAUGUCUGACGAUGAUGAAGCACCGCUGGUGAAGAAGACCAGGAUUUUCUAUGGCAGUCUGGAGGAGAAGGAGAGGGAGAGGCUGGGACGAGAGUCCUCUGGGUCAGGCAAAGAUUCUGUCAAAGCAGGCAUCGAGGCUGGCAACAUCAACAUCUCCAGUGGUGAGUCCCUUGAGCUUGAGGAGCACGUGAGUGAGCGCCAGUCUGAGGUAUUGGCAGACUUUGAGCGCAGAAAGCGAGCGAGACAGAUCACAGUAUCCACAGACGAUGCAGAGGUCAAAGCUUGCUUACGGGCCCUUGGGGAGCCAAUCACACUGUUUGGUGAGGGGCCUGCUGAGAGACGAGAGAGGCUGAGGAAUAUCCUUUCUGUAGUGGGCCCAGAUGCACUAAAGAAAUCUAAGAAGGAUGAUGAGAGAUCCAAACGUUCCCAAGAGGAGUGUCAGCAGACGUGGUACCACGAGGGACCGACCACUCUGAAGGAGGCAAGGCUAUGGUUGGCCAGAUACUCUCUGCCCAGGGCUGUGAAGAGGUUAGAGGACGCCAGAGCUCACAGGGAGAUUCCAGAAUCCACACGAACAGUCCGAACGCAAGAACUUCACAAGACCCUCAGGAACCUGAGUAACUUCUGCAGUCAAAUCGGUGACGACAGACCUAUAUCCUUCUGCCAGUUUAGCCCUAACUCCAAAAUGCUUGUGACUGCAUCUUGGAGUGGCCUGUGUAAACUGUGGAAUGUUCCAGACUGCACCCUUAUCCGUACUCUUCGGGGCCACAACACACACGUGGGGGCCAUCUGUUUUCAUCCUCAGGCCACUCGGACUCUGGACGACUCUGAUGUUAACAUGGCCUCCUGUGCUGCCGACGGCUCCGUCAAACUCUGGAGUCUGGACAGGGAUGAGCCUGUAGCUGACAUCGAGGGUCACUCCCAGAGGGUAGCACGAGUAGCCUGGCACCCCUCUGGACGCUUCCUGGGCACCACCUGCUAUGACAACUCCUGGAGGCUGUGGGACCUGGAGGCCCAGGAGGAGAUCCUGCACCAGGAGGGACACAGUAAAGGAGUCCACGACCUGCACUUCCAUCCUGACGGCUCUUUGGCAGGCACUGGGGGUCUGGAUUCGUUUGGGCGUAUUUGGGACCUUCGGACCGGGCGCUGUGUGAUGUUCCUGGAGGGCCACCUCAAAGAGAUCUACAGCAUCGACUUCUCUCCCAACGGCUACCACGCAGCAACAGGAAGUGGGGAUAACACCUGUAAGGUGUGGGACCUGCGUCACAGGAAGUGCAUCUACACCAUCCCCUCCCAUCAGAACCUGGUGUCCUCCAUCAAAUUCCAACCCAUUGACGGUCACUUCCUCCUGACCGGGGCCUAUGACAACACAGCCAAGGUGUGGACCCACCCGGGCUGGUCCCCCCUGAAGACCCUGGCAGGCCACGAGGGCAAGGUGAUGGGCGUGGACAUGUCCCCUGACGGACAGCUCAUCGCCACCUGCUCCUACGACCGCACCUUCAAGCUCUGGAUGUCAGAGUGAGCAGGGGAGGGAGUAUCACCCAUAGAAAUAGAAUGGCAUUCUAUGGUACCACCUGUACCACUAUUUCUAUGGUACUACCUGUACCACACCUGUACUACUAUUUCUAUGGUAAUACCUGUCAUCCCAUGCAAAUAGAAGAUCUUAAACCAAGAUCUGCUAAAUAUUUGCUUUUUCACGAUUGACGGAUGACUCUUUGAACAUCCUAAAUAUUCUGAAUUGUACACUUGUCUGAUUUACAUUUAGUAGAUGGUUAAAUUAUUAUUGAACAACAACGUUAUCGAGUCUCCUGAUGUUGUCUACAACUUUGAAGUUGUGGGCAUACCUCCUGUCCUUUCUCCCAGAUUAUUUUUAAAAUAAUAUGUUUUAGGUGAUUUGUAAACACGUAUCAGUUGGUGUCAGAAGUCGAUCCAAUUGCCCUUUGUCUUGUUUUUAAUAAAAACAUAAACUCCA